CAAGCGCAUGCGCAGUGAGCAUAUUGCAAAUGGCGGAUUCUGUUAUUGUUCCAUGGCGCACAUCAGAGGGAUAAAAUUAUGCCCGAAAAAAUAUCUCAAGCAGACAUGGAGGAAGGGCAGGGGGAGGACCUAGCCACCACAGUACUAACGUGCGAAGGGGACCUCCGAGAUCCUACCUUUCCAAACCGUCUGCAGAGCCUUGUGCUCCGGCUCCGGGAACUCAUCUCUGAUGAGGAGCAACCAUUCUGGGUGAAGAAGGUGGAGCCGUGGAAUAGCGUGCGUGUCACCUUCACCAUCCCACGGGAAGCGGCUGCACGUCUGCGACAACUGGCUGAGCGCGGAGACCGAGCUCUACGGGACCUGGGAAUCCUCUCUGUGCAGAUUGAGGGAGACCAGGUAAUCAGCCUGACAUUGGCUGGCAGGUAUGGCGAGCCGCCGCAGGAGAUCAUUCUGCAGAAGGCCGACGAGCCGAGUCGACCGAGUAGUACGGCCACGGGCGCCACCACGAGCUGCUCGGCACCCAGCACUUCCAGCGUCUCCCAGCAGAACGGGCCUCCACCGGCCGCUGUAGUAUGCGGUGCCGGGACAUCUUCACCGUCGGGAGGCUCCUCCUCCGGCUUCCGCUCGCCCAAUGUCGUCGCCCCGCCUUCGAAAGAGCCCCUCCCCUUCCUUCCCGGCGGGACGUCUCGGUUCACCCGGCCCGCGCCCCGCAUCCGUGGCCCGUUUCCCUUUGCCAGCAUGACGCAUGCCAUGAACACCAAGCACGGCGCCACGACGCGUUUCCCUUUCACCGCUGCACCGUUCUCCGCACAACGCGUCCUGCUGAACAACCAAACGGGGCAGGGCAAUGUGGCCCUGUCCAGUCCACUCCUCGUCAACUUGCUUCAGAGCGAAUCGGGGCGGGGCAUGCCAUCGCCGGAGGCGGGCCAGAAGCGGCCGCGACGGCCGCCGAGGAGCGGGGGAAAGGUGAAGGAGUCCUGCGUGGGCUCCUCUCCCAGUCCACCGCCUCCGAGCAGCAGUCCUCCAGACACCCUGGGUGUUCUGAACAGUCAGGCAUUCUCGUUGCCCAACAUUCCCCUGUCCCCGCCCCACCCCGAAGAGGCGGGGCCUUCCGCGGUAUCUCCGCCUCGCUCGACGGAAGUGCGGCCAACGAAGCAUCUCAUAAACCCCUUCACUGGUCACCUCGAGCCAAUGCCAUCGGACGAUGAGGAGGAGGAAGCAGCCGCACCCUCUUUUCCAGACAUGGAGGUGGAGUCCGAAAAUGGUCGCUCUUCCGACGGGAAGGACGGUCCUCCGUCCUCGGACACCGACUCCGGUAUAGGCAAGUCGCACACAGAUGGGUCGCAGUCGUCGACCGAGCAGGAAUCCUUGCGCGAGGAAGACUCAAAGCCUCCCCCAGUCGAGGGAGGGGAGAAGCUGAAGCUGAGGUUAAAACUGGACUCGAAACGAGCGAGGGGGGAGCCGCCCCCGUCUUCGCCGGGGGCCGAGCCUCGUGUCCCGCCUCUUCACAUAUCAUUACGGGGGCCAAAUGCAGCGGUGGUUGUGAGCCAGAGGAGGGAAGAAGCGGUCCGCCAGAAGCCGGACGGGGAACCUGGUCCGAGGAAGCGCGCCCCAAAAAACCCGCGGGGCUCGGAGGAGGCACGGAGGGGCUGCCGUGCAGUGAGAGUGCGAGACAAGGCACCUGAGCGGACGAGGGAGCUUAGUCUCAUGUCUGGAGGGAACCUUGUGCGGGUGCCGGUUUCGAUGUCCCCCACGGUGGUGUUGACGCCGCUGCACCUCUUACCUUCCCAGAGGACUGUUCCUGCGGGGGAAAUUGGUGGACGCGUCAGCCCGCUGGCAACAGAAGGGCCGGCAGCGUCUGAUUCUCAAGCCGUAUCUCCCUCUCACACCCAAAGUACAAAGGAAUCUGUGCAAUCUACCUGCCAACAUCUCCCUGGCGAUCCUGAAGUAGACUCUUCCGUUAAUGAUGGUGAAGACCAAAACACGCCGACGGAAGAGCCGCUACCCCAAACACCCUCCGACUGCAAUGCAGUGCGGUCACCCACAGGGAACAAAGAACCUUCCCAGAGUGCCUUUGGUCCGGCGGAUGCCCGGCCAUCACCCCGACGGGUUCCCUGUGGGAGCCCCGUGACCGUGGAAGCCAACGGUGCCCCGCAUUUGGACGAGGACAACGCCGACAACGGCCAGGCGAGCAACCACGGCAGCCCCCACCGCUGCUCUCCACCGGCCAGUGCAAUAGAAGCAAUCAACCCGUCAAAGAAGCUCGUGCUGGAAACUGUCGCCGCCAACCACAUGGUUGCCGGCGAACCCUGUGACAGUGCCGUGGUCGAACUCGAAGGGAGUGUAAAGUCCUCCGCAAAGUCCUCCGCCGUGGCUCGCAUUCUCUCCAGAGAACAGACCGUGUCCAAAAAGGCAGCGAUAGUUUCGGAAAUGCAGGCUGUGGGUACAAAGUUGGGGAUUGUGGGGUCAAACCACGUGGUGCCUGCCCUCAUACCCGCAGGAGGAGGAGGAGGAGGGCGCGCCCUGCACAGUCCGAUCUUGCACAGCGCCCACCGACACACGCUAGUGGGGCCUUCGAUACUGAAGCCGGGAAUUGUACGGGUGAACCGGUUGAGGUUUGCGGGGCUGGUGGGUACGGACGGAAGAACGAACGGUGUGCUAGCUCCCCUGGAAGAGUGUGACAGUACGGUGACCGGCUCGGAAACGGUGGAGUCGUCGGGGUGGAGGCGCAAGUGUCGGAACGGACCCACAGCCGACGAAAGUGGGGCCGAAACGCCGGUGUCUCUGAGUGGUGCAGUGAUGUGCUCUAGUGUGGAAAGUGUGUGCGCGGCUGUGGUAUCGUCCUCGUCGAACAACGUGCAGGCGGAAGAAACAUGCAGGCCGUCUCAGAAAGAGGCGACUGGAAGUGCGGAUGCGGUGCAAGACUUCCCUUCGAACGGAGAGGCGCAUCACAACGGGGACGGGGAGGCACUGACGAGUCACGACGAGGUGACAACUGGUUCCGAGGGCUCCUCGCUGUCGGACGCGGAAGAGAAAGAGGCGCCUGCGUGCAAGAAGGAAGCCGAGGAGGCCCAGACGGAUCAGCCGGAGACUACCGAGCCCUCCAAAAGUCCGGCAGCACCACGGACGCAAUCUGACAUUCCCCUGCCGGAGCUGGUCGCGGCACCAGAGCCCCAGUCCAACUCUAGCCCCACCCCCGAGGUGACACCCACGAGUACCCUUUCCUCCUCUCCUUCUUCCUCUAGUCAGCAGCAGCAGGCAGACACCACCCAGGCGGCCAACUCAACCGAAGGAGAGAAUGACGAAGCGGUGUCAUCUUCAUCAGUGAUGCAAGAGCCAGAGGCUUCUUCGGUGCCUUCAAGUUCGUCGCUACUCCUCUGGGGCGGAAACUCCGCGGCGGAUGGGACGGGAGCGGUCGUGCCCCGCGGAGAGUGCGGAACGUGGACGAGGGUCGCCCCGCUGAUCCUGCAGCCGGACGGCACUGCAGCCGCCACUGCUCCGUCGCUACCAACAGCUAAAGUCCUCUCCCCAACCAAAUGGAUGAGCGCUGCCGACUCUCAGAGGGUGACCCUCAUCUUCAAAGGCAACCUGUCUGGCACCAGUAGUUCCACUCCGCGCUCUCUUCUUGCUCCGGCAGGGAACGCUGUAGUACCAAAAACAGUGCCCAUAAAAGUGCUCACAUUGCCUUCGGGGUCCUCUCUAGUGGAGCUUGUCGGCUCGCCUGCUGGACCCUCUGCCGUGAACUCCGGUCCCACGUCGCCCCCCAUCCGGCUCGUCGUCUCCAAAGUGUCCCCCGUCAAGGUAACCAACACUGUGUCACGGGCAGUAAACAUGGCAGCCGUCAUGGUCAAGUCGAUGGUGGUCACCGGGACGACGGCGUCCUCUCCGGGGGUGGCGUCCACACAAACUGCUCACUGUGCCGUGACGACAUCACUGGAUGUGUCCGGACGAUUGGCCGAAACGGCGGCGACGGACUUAAGUCAGGCUGCUGCUGCUGCGUCGCCGGAAGUGGCAGAGCCGAAGAAAGAGGACGAAGAAGAGGAGACAGAACAAACUGGAGUGUCCGCGGUAGUCACAAACCACGUCGCGGAGCAAGAACCCGCAGACUCGAAGGACCCACCCGCGGAGAAUGACGCGACGGACGAGUGCAGCUCUCCGAAGAGGUUAAAAUGUGAUGAAGAUGAUCAUAGAACAGAGGGCGGGGCGGACAGCGAGGUGGGGAACCGUGAGUGCCUGGACGGUGGGGGUGUUUGUGUGCCCGAGGGGUUCUGUGAAGUGGGACGGACAGCGGGGAUCCCGGUGGUUGUGGUGUCUGCGAUGGAUUCUGUUCUGCCUUGUUCCAAGGAGGAGGAGGAGGACGACAUGACGGAGGAGAACAGGAACCAGUGGAGAAGGAGUGAACGGGCGUCCCCAGCAAGCUGUGCGCCUACAUCGUCUGACCACUCUAGCGAGGAGGAGAUGUCGCUGAGUGAGCUGGCUCACAAGUCAAGACAGUCAGGGACUCGAGGAGUGGUGCGGGGAUCCUUAGCGCCUCCCCCUAGACAGGGCAAAGAGAAUGAAAAAGAGGAGAACCCCAGGGGGGGUCGUAGGGAUGAAAGCCGCCCAAGGAGGGGGAGCGACGGCAAAGUACGGCGGCUACCUCCUUCUUCCGAAGAUGCCCUCAAGUCUCGAAUGGAAAGAUCUCGGCGUUCUCCUGCAAUGACACGUGACCACCGCUCUCCGCCACGUAUAACCAACCAGAGGAGCUGCCGCAGGGAUUCAGAGACACUUUCAAAGGAUGAAGAGGCUGUAGUAGCCAUAAAAAGAAAAACUAGGGCGUCUGCACCAGCCUCAGAAUCCCAAGAAGCGGUGUCAGCUAGCAAGCGGCGGCGAUACUCGAAGGACAGCCAUAGGUAGCAACUACUCACGGGGCCUUAGGAAUCACAGAAGUCCUGGAUAUAUAUAUUUUCCUUCCCCCUCCUCCUCCUUCUUACCCCUUUCCUUUUCCCUCUGCUGCACGGACGAGGCGUGGAAGAGAAAGAGCGACCAUGGUGCUGAACACAAAGAACUCUACUUCUAUAUCGCUGCGGGAACAGGGGGGGCGGAAGCGAAGGGCAACUUCUGCAAUCCCCCCCCCCCAAUCUCCCCCUUCAAGGAACUCCACCUGUUUUUAGAAUCGACUAAGUUAACACGAGGAGGGGUUGGUCGAGAAGAGGAGGAGAAAAAAUGCCUGUGAAUAGCGUGCGCGUUUUGAUCGCACUGUAAAUAGUUUGCAUUCUGUACAGAGAGAAGCUCCAUAUCUUCAUGAGAAGUGUUUAUAAUCAUUGCUAUUUUUAACUGUAUUUUUCUUUCUUUCUUUCUUUCUCCUUUUUUUUCUCUCUCUCUCCUAUUCCUCCUCCCCAUUUGCGGGCGCUUCACACAUCAUCUCAUCCCCCGUGCAUCCGCCGCAUGCAGAAAGAAAGAAAAAGUGAUUUAAGUAUUUUGUAAAUAGCGCCGGUAGAGAAAGCGACCAGCAGCAGCAGCGACUUCCCCCCGCCCCCUACCCCACCCCACCCCUUUCCUCCGGUCUUACUGUUUUUACCUUUUUUUCUCUCUCUCUCUUUCUCUCUCAUUCUCUUAACGGUCUGCCAUCUUGUAUGUACUGUUGCGUGUACGUGCUCUGGCAAAGAGAGAUCCCAUUCGCGCCAAAGGUGUAUUAUUGAGCAAAGUCAAAGGAAGAACACACAUUCUGCUUUUUUUUUUUUUUAGUUGUACAGAAGGCCAGAAGGUGUUCUCCGCACAUUCUCUGUCAUAUCCAUUUUUUUUUUUUCCUCCUCUUCAUUUUAUCUGCAGUCCUUGUUGCGUCGCGUGUUUUUAAGGAAAGGGAUUAAAAAUAACUUUCCGCGUUAUCCUUUGCUGUGGCCACUGUGAGGAAUAUGCAGUGCUGCUUUAGUGCUUUUUACUGGGCAGGGCUCUCCAUAACAUUGCAUUUAUUUUGUGGUCAUUCCCUAGAAGCGUGUUUCUCUCUCUUUUUUUUAUCGGAUCUUUUUUUUAAUCCCUGGAAGCAGAUUUUGUUCGUGAACGUUUGUGUGUUGUACCCUACCCAAUCCUAGUGCGUGUCGUAGUUCACAUUUGGAACAUCGUGCACAACUCUGAAGUAACGUGCCUUUCUCAACAGCCAUGCAACGAAACGAUACAGGAAUGUGCAGCCAGCGUAACGUCUGACCCAGGGAGCAAUCUGAUUGGUUGUGCCAUGUCUUGUUUGUGCCCUUUGGUGUCGUUCAGUAUCUCGCGGAUAUCUGCGGUGUUAGAUGUGCUGCCUGGGUCAGGCCAGAAAAACAAGGAUGAAACCGAAAAGAAGCAUUCUGAGGGGGAAAAAAAAAAAAGUAUCACUGCCCAAACUGUUCACAUUGUCCCGUCUCCAUUCUUGUUUCGUAAGCCAGCUAGGACUGGGUACAAGUACAGCACCACCAACCUCGAAUCGUAUUCCUGUGCGGCAGCCACAUUUUACAGCCACAAAUGAAAUGGCCUUAAGAAGAGGACAGACUCUUAAUUGAUAUGCAAAUGUUUGUAUAAGCUUAGAAAUUCCUUUCCGACGAGAAAAUACAGUACAAGUUUUUUUUCAGUUCAUGGUUUCACCGUUUUUGUCCAGUUACAAUGCAUCAUGGGACGUAGCGCAGGCUUUCUUUCCUCUUGUGCAUGGUUUGGGUUGAGGCCAGCCAGUUGCGCACGUUCUUAAUGGCCACAACAUUUGGGGGCCGCAUAGAUGUGCUGCUCGUGCGCACACAUGACAUGUUGAAAGUGCAGCUGCUCUGCAGUUCUCCUAUGCACAGUGGUGUUAUAAAAACCAGCUGCUGGGAUCUCAGAAUGAAUGGGGAAGGCAGUUCUCAACCAGUUGGCCUUAGAAUGAUUUUUUUUUAAUUGCUGCUGGGUAACUUUACCCCACCUCCCCUCCCCCUCACUCUCUUCCUGUAAAUAUUGUUGAGCCUGGAUUUUUCUUUUUCUGUUUUGUAAGAAUGUCAAAUGUACAAAGAUGAAAAAAAAAAAAAACAACCCACUACAGGAGCCUUACACUGCGAGAAAGAGAUAGAUAAGCAGAUAGCGUUGCUUAGCAUAGUCAUGUUUUGCCAGCAUUGCUGCUCGUCCCACUUUUGAAAAGACUUCUUUUUUUUUUUUCCCCUUCCUUUGUGCGAGGUUCCCCAUCCCUUCCCUCCUCCCUCACUGCGGUUCGGAGAUAUUGUAACUGCCUUGUGAAUAUAUUUGUACAUUUGCCACAUCAUCUUUCUGUAUAGAGAAAAACUUAAAAGAGAAAACACAACACUAUGCUGCAGAAAUUGUGAGGAAGACUUUUUAUGGUUUGUUGUAAGUUUUCAUACCGGUAUUAAACUGUCACUUGAACACAUUGCA
Molecule: messenger RNA, 7365 nt
Organism: Ornithodoros turicata
Lineage: Eukaryota; Metazoa; Arthropoda; Arachnida; Ixodida; Argasidae
Product: mucin-2-like
Exons: 10
Coding region: 79-4896 (1605 amino acids)
Biological process (GO): positive regulation of transcription by RNA polymerase II
Cellular component (GO): histone methyltransferase complex; nucleus; transcription regulator complex
Source: RefSeq, a predicted model, not a curated record